This is a messenger RNA of Guillardia theta CCMP2712, 849 nucleotides long. RefSeq lists its product as hypothetical. The transcript has 8 exons. Lineage: Eukaryota; Cryptophyceae; Pyrenomonadales; Geminigeraceae. The coding region runs from base 1 to 849 and encodes 282 amino acids. The record is from RefSeq and is a predicted model, not a curated record.
AUGGGAGCACGUGAACAGGAGCUGCAUCAGAUCCUGAACAAGGAUGUCGAGCCAAAGGCUGGUGUGGAAGAGAUAGGACAGAUCUCGAAGGGUAGUGCACAACGACCGGCCGAGGUUGACGAUGGACAAGAGCGGCAGUUUGUCGAGACGCUCGCCAGAAAGUACUUGAUGCUCCUGGCGAAGAAGUUCCCUGCAUGUUUUGCCGAGGCAAGAGAUGCCAGGAGUGACAACCGGGGCAAACACAUGAAGUCACCUGAAAACAGAGAAAAGAUGAACCAGGUUGUCCGGCCGGUGCAGGACUGCUGGAGGAGAACGUCGGAGUGCUUGUACGAGAAGUUCAAACCAGUCGGGGAGACGGUCUUGGAGGAGACUCUUAGGAAGCAGCUGAAGACGGCGAAAGUCUGUGCGAAGAGCAAGAAGCUCUGCGUCCUCCUGUCUCUACAGAACUCCCUCCUUCACCAAGAGAUCGUCUCAGGCCCUGGGACCGAACACGAGUUUCAACAGCUUUCAUGGGACAAGAGCAAGAGUUUCUUCGGGUGGACGGGGUUCACAGUCGUCAAUCCAGACGACUUCUUCUUCCGCUUCUACUCAUUGCACAGACUAGUCAUGUUCCUUGCAUCUCGACGCCAAGGAGGUGCGGAGGAUGCCUUUGCUGGGGACGACAUGGACCUUGUCAUGUCGAAGCUCAAAGACGAAAUGUACGAAGAUCUGGACCUGUCCUGCGACGUCGUCAGUGGACUCUUUCACGACCUGGGGUUCAAAACGUUGAGUUUCAAGCAGGCUCUGGGAGGAUUAGAGCCAUUUGUGUAUACAUGUACAACAUCCAACAAGAAGAAGGCCAGGGUGUAA